AUGGAGAGAACAAUAAUAUCAGAAGAACUCUUGCUGAUUACAACCAAUAUAGUUGGACCUCAGCACUUUAACAACAUAGCUAGACCUAGAGAUCAAGUUAAUAAAAACAGUAUAAAGUUUAAGAAAAAAACAACGGCGAAACUUCCACGACAUCCUUAUAAGACUCGAGCAAACGCCAAAGCUAUGGAAGAUUGGGAAGAGGAACGUCAAACUGUAAAGGCCGAUAUUAGUCAUCUAAAGGAUCAAGUCGGUCAAAUUUUAGAAGCGUUGAAAGCCAUGAAAACCGCUGGAGAGACUUCGUUUGCAAAGGCUGAUCAUAAUGCUCACACUCCAGUACAUGACGUUGUGGGCACACAAUUCACAUUUCCAAUGUAUGGUCUACCACCAGGUUACACACCGCCUAUCGGAGAUCAUUCAGAGGCAGAGCAUACUUCUUUGGCUUUUCCCGUAACUAGCAAUGUACUUCCCAUUAGUACCCAGGGGCCUAUCCACACAACUGAGGCAAAACUUAAUGAAAUGUCCAAGUUUCCCCACACAAUUGUCGCACAAGAUGUUACUUUGCAUGCGAUCUUAGAAGGAGCGAAGGAUAAACUUGAAGUUCUAGAAGGUAGACUGAGAGCCAUAGAAGGGUUUGAAAGUUACGGGUUUGGUGACGCGGCAAGCUUGAGUUUGGCUCAAGGAGUGACCAUUCCACACAAGUUUAUGGUGCCAGAAUUUGAGAAAUACAAGGGAAACACAUGCCCUAAGAACCAUUUGACCAUGUAUUGUCGAAAAAUGGCUGCUUACGCAUACGACGAUAAACUACUUAUUCAUUUCUUUCAAGAUAGUUUGGCGGAAGCAGCGUUGAGUUGGUGA
This is a messenger RNA of Vigna umbellata (rice bean), 855 nucleotides long. The record is from RefSeq and is a predicted model, not a curated record. Lineage: Eukaryota; Viridiplantae; Streptophyta; Magnoliopsida; Fabales; Fabaceae.